Penaeus chinensis is the source of this 453-nucleotide messenger RNA. Its product is annotated as glycine-rich protein DOT1-like. The transcript has 3 exons. NCBI's taxonomy places the organism in Eukaryota, Metazoa, Arthropoda, Malacostraca, Decapoda, Penaeidae. The record is from RefSeq and is a predicted model, not a curated record. Bases 1 to 453 code for a protein of 150 amino acids.
AUGAAUGUAACCAAAUUGCCCGAAGCACAGUCUGGCCUGACUUCAUACCGGAAAGUUUUGCACAAUGGUAAGUAUGCUUUGAGUGAAAGUGUGUGCUUGCUUCCUCACAAAUACACUUUCACACUUCUGUUGGUGGCAGCCAUGGCGGCCUGUGUCCUGGCGGGAGGCUCUGGAGGCGGUUACGGUGGCGGCUACGGAGGAGGCCGUGGAGGCUAUGGCGGAGGCUUUGGUGGGGGCUACGGAGGAGGCUCUGGAGGCGGUUAUGGUGGCGGCUACGGCGGCGGUCGUGGAGGCUAUGGAGGCGGUUAUGGCGGCGGUCGCGGUGGUGGCUACGGAGGCGGUAAUGGAGGCUAUGGAGGCGGUUAUGGUGGGGGCUACGGAGGCGGUCGCGGAGGCGGCCGUGGAGGAGGCUAUGGUGGCGGCUACGGCGGUGGCUACGGAUACGGGAAAUAA